Molecule: messenger RNA, 630 nt
Organism: Mixia osmundae IAM 14324
Lineage: Eukaryota; Fungi; Basidiomycota; Mixiomycetes; Mixiales; Mixiaceae
Exons: 2
Coding region: 1-630 (209 amino acids)
Source: RefSeq, a predicted model, not a curated record
AUGCUGGUCGAGCGAGUUUCAGCAGGGACUCAGCUUCGUACGAGACUGUUCAGAGCGAGCGAGUUGCAUCUAGCGUCGCAGUUUGCCGUCAUAGCACACCCUCUCGCGGCAUAUGGCGGAGACUUUGACGAUCCCAUCGUCAAGCUCCUCACGAAGUGCUGUCUGGAGCAAGGCAUCGACGUGCUCACCUACAAUGCCCGUGGGACACCCUCGAGUGGCUUGAGCGCAACAUGGACCCGUCAGACCGAGGCAAAGGACUUCCUUGCGCUCGUGCAAGAGAUGAUUGACGCGAGAGGUCAUCUUGGACGGCUUCAUGGAUUUUGCAUUGGCUACUCCGCUGGAGCAAUGAGUGCUGCUCUUGGUCAUCAUGCUGCCACCCAAGACGUCGAGCUGAGCUUCUGCUGGAUCGCGAUGCCUGUCAGCUUGAUCUGGGCUUUGUGCUCCUUCCAGACCGGUUGGCUCUACACGUCCUUUGACAGCGUUGCGAGGCAUCAUCGGAUCCUCGUCGUCUUUGGCACGCAAGAUGCCUUUACUUCGCAUUCGGCAUACGCGCGCUGGACGGGUGUGCUCAGUCGCAAAGCGACUCCCGCCAGCCUGACUAGCUGGCUGACGCCGUUCGGAGCUGGCUGA